Phragmites australis (common reed) is the source of this 1522-nucleotide messenger RNA. RefSeq names its product transcription factor HHO6-like. The transcript has 5 exons. Bases 92 to 1339 code for a protein of 415 amino acids. NCBI's taxonomy places the organism in Eukaryota, Viridiplantae, Streptophyta, Magnoliopsida, Poales, Poaceae. Gene Ontology annotation, molecular function: DNA binding; DNA-binding transcription factor activity. The record is from RefSeq and is a predicted model, not a curated record. Gene Ontology annotation, biological process: regulation of DNA-templated transcription.
CCUCCCCACUGCCAAUUUACCAUUCCGCCCUCGCCUUCCGGGCAGCGCCUGGUGGUAUCUUCUUCCACCUCCGGCAGCUCUUCAUUUCGGCAUGACCGUUCUGCCCCCCGGCCCGCCCGAACCGGCCACGCGAACCCCUCCCGUCUCCCGGUAUAAACACCCCAACGGCAGCACGCAUACGGCAGCAGCGCCACCACCGUUUCCACCUUCCGAAUCGAGGCAAGGGAUCGGCCCCGAGGCCGGAUCAUCGGCGGCGGCGGUGAUGGCGCGGAAGGAGGACCUGCGGGCGCUCGCGGCGCGGGCGGUGACGGACUCGCUGAAAGCGGCCGUGUCCCGGUCGAGCGCCGCGGAGAGGGCGGCCCGGUUCGAGGAGUGCGUGCGGAGCCUCGAGGCCGAGAAGGCCAAGAUGGAGGUCUUCCGUCGCGAGCUACCCAUCAGCGUCCACCUCAUCGCCGACGUGAUCGAGUGGCUCAAGGAGGAGCUGGCGCAGCACCGGCGGCCGGCGCCGGAGCUGUUCGUGUCGGCGUCGGCGGCCCCUGCGCCGGCGGCGAAGAGGAAGGCGCCGGCGGAGGGAGUCAAGGCGGAGGCGGACGCGAACGACAAGCGGAGCUGGAUGAGUUCGGCGCAGCUCUGGAGCUGCGGGAGCCACGACAGCACGAGCAACAGCAAUGGCUGCAGCUCCAAGAAACCGGCACACAAGGUGUCCAAUGGGUUCAUGCCACUGAGCGGCCUGCCAUUGCUGACCUUCGCAAGAUCGUCUGAGGACGCAGAAAAGCCCGCUGCCAUGCCGGUCCCGGACCUGUCCCUUUCAUCCCCGGCGAUCGAUGGUGCCUGCCCGGCUGCUCCGAGCGCCACCAGCAGCGCCGUCACGGACGCCGGGGCGCAGCAGCAGCAGACGCAGAGGAAGGCGAGGAGGUGCUGGUCGCCCGAGCUGCACUGCCGGUUCGUCGCCGCGCUCCAGCAGCUCGGUGGCGCGCAAGUUGCCACUCCGAAGCAGAUCAGAGAGCUGAUGAAGGUGGAUGGGCUCACAAAUGAUGAAGUCAAGAGCCACCUGCAGAAAUACAGGCUGCACACACGGCGAGCGUCGUCGGACGGCGGCGACCAGCAGGGGGCGGCCCUAUGGUCUGCGCCGGAGCAGCAGUACACGACGUCGCAGCACAGCACGUCACAGUCCGGCUCGCCCCAGGGGCCCCUGCAGCUCACCGUGUCCAGCAGGGCGGUGUCGAUGACCGCCGGGGACAGCUGCGACGGCGACGAGGGGGAGGAGGAGGAGGACGGCAAGUCCGAGAGCUACAGCUGGGAGAUGCAGCAGCGUAGGACAAGAGCAUCGUCGUCAUGAUUCUUGAACCGCAGCAGAUGAGCAGCAUAAGAACACAUCAGACGAGGCAUUUUGUGUCUAGUCGCUGAGAAGAUUCUUUUUUUGGGAGGAGGAUGUGAUGAACUGAUGUGAGUGAUUGUUGAGUGUAGGGGUGUGAGAUAUGAGAUGGAUUAUCACAUUGCAUUGCACAAUCUUCGGGUUGAA